GGGAGUAUUUAGGACCUGGAUGAAAAAUGUCCUCGACACCCCCGAGCUCCCCGGCGCCCAACAGGAGUUACCUCUCCACGUCCCCCACCGAGGAGCCGGACCCCGCGGAGGUGGACGGGCAGGUCGCGCUGCUGCUUCUCGGCUUGUGCGUGGCCCUCGCCGCGGCUACCUUUGCCGGGGGCGUGUACUCGCUGCUCUCCCUCGUCCGGAUGAGGCGCAAAACCUCCCUGUGUCUCAUCGUGGCGUCCAUGUCAGCGGACGACCUGCUCAGCGUGGUCCCCCUCUCGCUCUUCACGCUCCUGCGGCGGGGGCAAGGUGGAGAGGGGCAGGCGGGCACGCUGUGCACUUUGUCGGGACUCCUCUACGUCUUCCAGGGGGUUUCCAGCAACACGAAGGCUUGCCUCAUAGCAGCCUACACCUUCUACGUGACCAAGAGAUUCGGGGUGCUCCGGUCCGCCCGGCGGCCGCGGGGGGUUUUGUGGGCGAUCGCCUCGGUGUGGGUCCUCAGCCUGGCCGUCAGCGCGUUGCCGCUGUGCGGACUGGGCAGCUUCGCGCCCGCGUCGCUGGGCUGCUUCCCGGAGAGCGGCGGCUCCUACACGCUGCUCCUCCUCUCCCUCUACUCCCUGUGCCUCUGCGGACUGAUGUGCUGCUUCCUCCCGCUCACUUGCCAGCUGCUGUGCUCCCGGGAGCCCCAGAGGACGCUGCUGUGCCCGGGUGACCCGGACUUGUCGCGGGGAGCGAGCGCUGCUCCUCUCUGCGACCCCACGUCCCCCUCCCGGGACAGCCCGGGCGGGAGCUGGGGCGCCUACAGCGAGCUGAGCCCGGGCUCGCUCGGGACCGGACGGGGGCUCGUCCGUCCGGACCCCGGUCCGUCUCCGACCCCCGCCGACGGGCGCAAAGACGGCGCGGUCGGGGACACGCCGGUGGUGUUCGCGCAAAAGCGCUUCUCCCUGAUCCUGGCGGUGGUUCGAGUUGUUUUGUGGAUGCCGAUGAUGACAUCGGUGCUGAUUCGCCACACCACGGACGCUCGGAGCUCGUCUCUGGAGACUCUGGGCUUCUUCCUCACCUUGCUCGCCCCCGCCGUCACUCCCCUGUUCGCGCUCUCCGAGCGCUGGAUCCACAUGCCCUGCGGAUGCUUCAUCGACUGCAAACGGGACCCAACACAGGAGCCCUCAGUAAUGAAGAGAAGAUUUGCGUUCACCCUUUCCCUCCAGCAAGGCUACGGAGUCUACAGAUUAUCCCACGUCACCCAGUCCCAGUGCAGUCCAUCCGUUGAGAAGCCCUCCUACCACAACCUCUUAAACUGUGACUUCCCCGGCAGCCGGCCCCAGGAACUGGGCACCAGUAGGCUGUCCAGCUUGGACGCCAACUUUGAUUUCAGCGCCGAAACCCCACUGGACAGCUCCUCAAAUGCAGACCUGCUGCUGGAGGCGGCGACCGGCGCAGGGGAGGCCCCGGCGGACGGUGCUCCACUUCCCCACGAGGACAACGGCGACGACGACGCCUUCCGCUGCGCUCCCUCGCGACCGUCCCUCCAGCAGCAGGACUACCGCCUGGCCGACGCGUCUUCUGUGUUCGAGGGGCCGGAGAGGAGGCUGUCGCAUGAAGAGUGUCGGAAAAUCGAGCUGAGCGACUGGGAGUGGUGCAGGAGUAAAUCCGAGAGAACACCAAGACAGCGGUCAACAGGGGGCUUGUCGGUCCCCCUGUGUGCCUUCCAGGGAACGGUAUCUCUGCAAGCGCCCACAGGGAAGACCCUCUCUCUCUCCACCUACGAGGUCAGCAGUGAUGGGCUCAAAAUCUCCCCCAACAACACCAGGAAGGUUGAAGUUUACCGCUCUAAAUCAGUUGGCCACGAGCCCAGCGCUGACGAUCCAGCAUCAGGGCACCAGGCUGGGGAUGUGAGUGCUUGCAUGAUGGAGCUGGGGAUUGAGACACAGAUGGGCAUGGACAUGAGCAUGGGGAUCGGCUCAGUGGUGGGGGACACCAACGUCAAGAUCCACCUGGAGGUUCUGGAGAUCUGCGACAACGAGGAGGCCAUGGACAGCGUCUCCAUCAUCUCCAACAUCAGUCAGUCGUCCGCCCACGCCCGCUCUCCCUCACUGCGUUACUCACGCAGGGAGAACCGCUUUGUCUCCUGCGAUCUGGGGGAGACUGCCUCCUACUCACUGCUUAUCCCCAGCGGUGGCAACCCCGAAGUUGACAACAUCAACAUCAGCAUCCCCGACACGGUAGAGGCCCACCGGCAGAACAGCCGACGACAGACCCAGGAGAGCUCGGGCUACCGGGAGGAGAUCCAGCUGCUCAAUGAGGCCUACAGAAAGCAAGCCGGGGACAAGCAAGAGUGA
Lampris incognitus (smalleye Pacific opah) is the source of this 2345-nucleotide messenger RNA. Its product is annotated as probable G-protein coupled receptor 149. The coding region runs from base 27 to 2345 and encodes 772 amino acids. The record is from RefSeq and is a predicted model, not a curated record. NCBI's taxonomy places the organism in Eukaryota, Metazoa, Chordata, Actinopteri, Lampriformes, Lampridae. Gene Ontology annotation, biological process: neuropeptide signaling pathway. Gene Ontology annotation, cellular component: neuron projection; membrane. The transcript has 5 exons. Gene Ontology annotation, molecular function: neuropeptide binding; G protein-coupled receptor activity.